AUGCACCGCCUCCUCGAACUCCCCAUCCUGCACAUGAAGAUCCACCUCCUCCGCCGGCGACUUAAAAGGUGCCAGAAGGAGAUCGACCGGCUCGAUGGCACAAUCAAUCUCUACAAAAAUCUACGCCUCAUCGGUAGGCCGAACAUAGUGGUGGAGGAAGCUAUGCAUGAGAAGAGGGUGGAGAUACUGUUCAAGAUGAGAGAUAUGAACGAGGACGUGAAUAUUUUGGAGAGUCGCAUCAUGACGCUGAAGAGUGAGAGGGAGAGGAAGAAAGGACGGUAG
Morchella sextelata is the source of this 282-nucleotide messenger RNA. RefSeq lists its product as uncharacterized. Lineage: Eukaryota; Fungi; Ascomycota; Pezizomycetes; Pezizales; Morchellaceae. The transcript has a single exon. The record is from RefSeq and is a predicted model, not a curated record. The coding region runs from base 1 to 282 and encodes 93 amino acids.